AUGGCGAACACGGACGGAAAAGAAAAUAUCGCAGAGGGUCUCAUAGCGAAUCCGAAGCCCAAAGCCGGCAUCUCGUCUCCGGCCAAAUCAUCGCGAAAGGCGCGUAGCAAGAGCAUCGGUCCCGGCGGUCUUGGAGAGCUCGAAACACCAGCCCUGAAAGAAAGCAAUGGCAACCGCAGAAAGUCUGCUUUCCCGGCAGUAAAGUCGAUACUCUCGUCGAACGACGAGGACGAGAAGAAACGGCGCGAUGCCCGUCGCAAGUCGCUCGACCCUUCUGAGCCACCAUCUACGCCGCCUGAACAGGCCGAGGAGCCACAGCCCGAGCCAAGCUCCUCCCCAGCGAAUCAGCGCGAGAAGCAUCAGAAGAAGAAUCGACGCAGCUCAGGCAUCCCGCCAAUGAACUUCAACAAUCCCGACGACAUAUAUUCUUCUAGCCCGCUCAGCGCAGACAACCAGUCACCGGGAGGCGUAGACGGUAUCGACAGCGCUUCGGAGGAUGACGACGAUGUCUCAAAAGAUCUACAGGAUGCGCCAGACUCUGAGAACUCGUCGCAAAGCAGUGCAAAGCUUGAUGCUGCGCUCCGACAGGCGUCGAACCAGGCUGGAACACAAAGGCUCGACCUGGACGAGGAAGGCGACAUGACCAUGGAUAUCGCAGAGGAUGAGUUCACGGCGUCGUUCAAGCCAUGGGCAAGGAAGACUGCAAUCGCUCAGGAAAACCAGGAAAACGUCGAGCCGUCGUCACCAGCGGGCACUGUGAGCGACGAUGAUAUGAGCAUGGACAUUACACGUGCUGUGGGCAGGAUUGUACCCCAAGACAACACUCAGAGUUCAGACAUGGACGAUGAUAUGAGCAUGGAGCUCACUAUGCCUCUUGGAAGCAUCAAGACAAUGGACACAAAAUCGGCGGCAACCCGAAGGAAAAGCCUUAAGCGCCGCGUCUCAAUGCUGGACGCAUCGCAAGGUAGUCCCGCCAAGAGACCUGCCAGCCGCAGGACCAGCCUUCGACAACAGCGUCAGCUAGAAAAGGACUCCUCUGAAGAUGCAACCAUGGAUCUCACUAUGGCGAUUGGUGCAAUUAAGAGCGCAAACACCUCUGAGCCCGCCAGGCGCGUGAGCGUAGACACUGUUCUCGAUGAUGCUACAAUGGACUUCACCUUAGCCGUUGGCAGCAUUAAAGGUGGUUCGGCAGCCAUCGGCGACGUGGAAGAGUCUGAGCCCGAAGACGAGGACUUGUCCAUGGAGUUUACCAAGAUCGUCGGACCGGGCAUCAAACGCACCGGUCAACCAUCAGCAACACCCGAGAAACAUGUAGCAGCUGCGGAGUCUCUCUCUAUACGCUCGAACAAGUCCACCCCAAAGAAAACUCCGCAAAAGUCGCCAGUCCGACGCCGAAGCGUUGUAGGUUCAGAGGAAGCCCGCAACGAGACCCCAAGCCAUGCAUCACCUAGCCAGAUGCCUGCGGAAGUUCAAUACCCUGUUCUCGAUCCUGGCACCCCUGAAAUUGUCCGACAGCACAAGAUAGAGGACAUUGAGCCUUCGCCGUUUGUUCGUAAGACGCCUCAAGGGACGCCAAAAUCACAGGUAGACGUCUCCACCCCCACAAACCAGGCUCAGCAUGAAGUCCACAUGCCCAUACCUGAGGAUCCAGUCGCUGCUCCAAUUCUCAACAGACGUCGCUCAUCGCUAUCGAACGUGCAGUUCAGUCCUCUAAACGCAGCUCGCGAGGAGCCGAUCCUUAAGAGCACCACAUUGCUUACGAACAAUAUUAAGUUAUUGUCCACUCCUCGCAAACAGACCUUAAUGUCCCCAACGAAACGAGGCAUGACACCGAAGAAAUCACAGACGCCUCAGAAGUUGGCAACACCAAAGCAAAAGACGCCUACUCCCAAGAAAGCCACGCCAAGGAGGAGCAUGAGCCCUAAGAAGCGUGUUGCAUUCGGUGAGCAACAGGGUGAGGCUGAUUAUGCCGAAGAAGCUGUUGAAGACCUGUCAGAAGUCGAGCGGAUAUCGUUGCAAGACUUCCUUGACAUGACGAAGAUUCGUUUCAUGGACCUUAGUACGACCAAGCGACGGCACACUGCUGCCCCUGCUCUCUUCCAUGAUACUGAGGUAGAGGAGAAGGAGGAAACAUUGGAUCGAUAUGUCGUCGCUGGUGCCUGCACCCUCCCAGAGUACGAGCUAUACCAGCAUGCCUGCCAUGAGAUGAAGAAAUACAUUUCUGACGGACGCCACUUCGUUCGCACUAUGGAGGCCAACGUUAUGGAAGAGAACCCACUGCUGUUCAGUGAAUACCUCACUGCCCCUCCAGAUCAGCGCAUUGUCAUGGACAACCAAUUCAAGAACCUGAAGACUAAUGCAAGACUUGAAGCUCGCGGAGAAUGGUACACGUGGCGCAGUACGCUGCUACACGAUCUGAAGUCUGGUCUUCUCAGUACAUUAGACGGCUUCAGGCGUGACGAACAGAAGCUUUCAAACCAGGAGCAACUUCUCGACACGGUCCUUCCCCCCUUGGUUGAAAAGCGGGAGAUGCUGUCAACCGAAUGCAAGCAGCUUCAACAAAGGCAUGACGAGCUCAACAGCUGUGACCGCGAAGAAUUAGAGGAGACACGAGAAAGGCUCGUUGCGACAGACGCGGAGCUAGAGGACAAACGACAACUUCUUGAACAGCUCCAGCAAGAGCUUGCCGAGAAGGACGCACGUAUCCAAGCUAUCAAGGAACGCAAAGUGGAAUGUAUCGAAGAGACCAAAGCAGCCGAGCGCGUGCGUGAGGAGUGCCGUGGAUGGUCUACAAGCGAAGUCAAUGACCUAAAAGCCAAGGUAGCCGCACUCGAGCAAGCUUACGGUUGGAGCAUCACUUCGGCCUCGUCAAACGGUAUCACGAUGACACAUCUAAACGAUCUUGAGUUGUACUUCCAGCCAUCGGCUUUCAUGACAGGCGGCAACACACCCAACCAGUCUAUUUCACUUGCUUACGUUGGCGACUCGGCGACGCCCCAUCCUCGGUCGUUGACCACGAGCAAGCGCUUCUUCCUCCAGCUCAUCCGUGCGCACCUCCACUGCAUUCCCCAGUCACAGACACGCAUCUUGGACCUUUUAACAGUUGUGAAGAACGGAUGGGCUACUGCUCUCGCAGUCGUUGAUGGUGUCCGCUGGCUCGAACACAAUUACAUCACUGACGAGUUUAUACUCUCUGAUGAGCGCAUCGGCAUCUCUGCAAACAUGCUUCUGCCUACUCUUCAAACCAAAGUGAAGGUCACCUUUGAGGUUGGCGUCAGCCUGAGCUCCGAUGGUGUGCAGACGGAUGUCACCCCUAGGGCUGAGAUUGUUUAUGGAGAGAAAUAUGGCGAGGAGAAGAUGGGUGCUUUCCUCAGGGACUUCAGUGGUAACGAAGUGAGGAAGAUUGACGACAUGGCUGUUUGGGCGGAUGGUAUGCUCGAUCUGGCUGCGAGAUUGAAGAAGACAGGAAGGAAGGGAGAGCGGAAGUGA
Molecule: messenger RNA, 3489 nt
Organism: Parastagonospora nodorum SN15
Lineage: Eukaryota; Fungi; Ascomycota; Dothideomycetes; Pleosporales; Phaeosphaeriaceae
Exons: 3
Coding region: 1-3489 (1162 amino acids)
Biological process (GO): mitotic spindle assembly checkpoint signaling; protein localization to kinetochore; mitotic sister chromatid biorientation
Source: RefSeq, a predicted model, not a curated record